Molecule: messenger RNA, 5928 nt
Organism: Besnoitia besnoiti
Lineage: Eukaryota; Apicomplexa; Conoidasida; Eucoccidiorida; Sarcocystidae
Exons: 7
Coding region: 1-5928 (1975 amino acids)
Biological process (GO): translational initiation
Molecular function (GO): RNA binding; translation initiation factor activity
Source: RefSeq, a predicted model, not a curated record
AUGCCGGCGUGUCAGUUUGUAAUUGGAUCGUGCGGCGAGCACCAAAAGGAAGGGCGGUCUGUGAUAUCCAACCAGAGAAUCAGGAGCUUGCCCAGGGGGGGAACUGGGACGGAGCAAGGUGAUACAGAAACGUCGCAGGGAGUCGCUUUUGCGAGAGAUCUUGAGAGGGAUUUGAAAAGGGAAAGUUGGACUCUUGAUGCGGAUGAGCGACGAAAUGCCGCGGAAUGCUGCGGUUCUCCGUCGCCGUUGAUGAAGCUGUCUCGUUUGUCUUCGGCAGCACCGUCUUCUGAUGAGCGUAGCCACGCGCACUUGUUACAGGAGGCCUCUGAACCUCCGCUUCGUGAGGAGCGACUACGGGAGGAUCGACAGGCGACUCAGAGCAGAAAGGAAGGCGUGCACCGAGAAGAAAGGGGGGCGUGUUUGCAGGGACUUCCCCUCGAAUGUCACACGGCGAGUCCCGGCGUCUCUCCGCGGAUGCGCCUGUCCACUGGUAGUCCGCACGGAACGAAUGGAGUCGAGUGCCGGAGGCCGAGCGCAGAUGGCGUCUCUGCCUCUACGUCGCACGACGGGAGGGCCCCAGAAAGGCAGCCUGCGUCUGCGCACAAUGAAAGCGGCGGAGAGCGCCCGUUGGAUACGUGCGCUCACCGCUGCUCGACGUCUGAAGGCUCUUCCGUUGGCUCGUGCCUCGGCGACGACAGCAGUGACCUACGGGAAAAGACUUCCGCAGAAUGCUGCGGAGGUGCUGAGGCUCCCGAUGGCGUCCCUUGUGCCCCUACCAGCCCGCCGCAGUCAAUCGGUUCGGCGUCAACCAAGGGAAGUUCGCCAGAAGUCGUUUCUGCGGCUUGCCGAUCUUGCGGCCCAGGCCGAGAGUUGACGGCAUCCUCUGCAGUGGAUUCAGAGUCGUCGUUUUCGCGGGAGCGCUGCUCGUUGUCGCCGGAGCUCUGCCCGCAGGUGCCGUUGUCUCCCAGCAAAGAGGGUGAAUCCAGCUCGGCGUCUUUGUCGGCCGGAGACGACUCAUUCCCCCAGUCCAUUCUUCUUCCCUCGGUGUCGUGUCCUGUAGAGUCGGCGGCGUCUGUAUGUGGCGGAACGACUCGGGCUUCUGCGCUUGAUGUGUCGGGGGUCAGUGAGAGCCAGAGCCCUCUGGAAGGGGAUCCACCGCCGCUGCGCCGGCGCUGGGUCUCUUUCGAUCUGUUGGACUCAGAUUCAGAUUACCUCGACCCUGAUGAAGAAGACGCGGAGCAACGCGAACUCGAGCGCCUCGCCGCAGCGGCCGCGGCCGAGGCAGCGCGCCUCGCUCGUCAGAGCAAGAGCCGGGGAGGCUCGCGCUCGUCGAGUUACCUCCGCGGCUCCAAUCGCGCGACCGAGCAAAACGCUGCAUUUUUAGGGCUGCCGCUGAAGACUGCCGGUCUGGCUCUGCACGAGGGCGCGGAAGGUGAGAUCAGGGACGAAGGGGGCUUUCUGCAAGCAGCGCAAGCGCGUCAGGGGCCCGGUAAAGGAGUUGAAGCCGGACUCGAUUACUCGCCGUUUUUAUCAGAUCGUCAUCAUGCGGCUGCGUUUGCACACGCGGGCAAACGAGCGCGCGUCCUUUACGAGACCUCUAACGGGGUUUAUGGACACGAUGGAAAGCUGCCGGAAGGCGGGGAGCGUCUGGAGAGGGGCGACAUCUCUCUCGGCUCUGAAGGAUUCGAAUUCUUCAGAAAUGCUGCCACGCUAUUUUUGCUCCACGGCCGUGAAGACGUCCGCUUCGUUGACGAGCAAGGAGAAAAGGCCGCAAACGGAGUGGAGGCAAAAACUAGGGAAGACGACGAAGACGGAUGGGUCGUCGCAGGCAGGAAGCGGAAACCUGUAUCAGAUAAUGGUGGGUGUCGACGGAGUUCAGGACGCCCAGAGGGGAAGGGGAAGUCGAGGCGCGAGGACCGGCCGCCUGUCAGAUGGGUCGCCUGGCUGGAUCCAUGCAGCAGCAGCGGCGGGGCGAAGACAGAACCAGCAACCCUUGCGGCUGGUCAAGCGCUUCCCCCGGCGCCGCCUUGCCGAUCUCCCAGGCCGGGUUCGCAGACGCCGAGCGAGUCAGCGGGCAACCCUGCAAGGGAAGGCUCCGGGGAGGCACUCAGCGGCUCAUCUCGUGAGGAUGCCCAGCCGGCGUCGUCAGCCGGUCAGGGCGCGAAAGAUGCGGCUGAGUGCGGCCCGCAGACGAGUAGCAGUCCAGGAGAGGCGCGGAGCGACGAGAAGUGUCCUUCGACCGGGGGCGGUCAGGGCCCAGCCGACGGGGGAGCCAGUGCGGCGGGGGUGCCUUGGAGCAAGCAGCUGCAAGAAGAGUAUGAACAGUGCCUCGAGAGAGUCGCGAAGUUGUCGUCUUGGUCCGCAGUGACCCCCUUCCUCGCCUGGUGGCUGCCCGCGAGCGCCAUCCGCGGAAACCUCCAUAACCUCUGUCUUUUUAAGAAUCCAGUGAAGCCGCUCUGGGAGCAUCCGGAUAAUAUUCGAGGAGGACACUUUGCCCUUCGGCGCUUUGCAACCAAAGCGACAGUACAGGAAAUGUUUCAUCUGCUCGCGACCACCGUCUUGCGAGACGAGCACGUCGUCCCCGUCCGGCACUGCAACGGCAUCGUGCUUUGCGUCAGGCAGCAUUGGCGGAAGCACAAGAUCGAGUUUUGGACAGCGUCCCUCGACAGUGGAAUCGUCUCGCAGCAGGAAAGCCUUCUACGGCGCCUUCUGACUGAGUUGCCAGAAGGCUCAGGUCUCGGCGUCGAGCUGGAGUUCGUGUCUCACCGAGAGCUUGUGCAGAGGAACCACAUGAAGGUGAUGCGAGCGCGAGGGAAGCUUCCGCGGACGGCGGGGGGGGGAACGCCAACAGAACCUGUUGCGGGCGUCUCUCCUGUCGCGCCGAACUGGAGCGGCGUGUGCGCGCAGAAACCCCUUCUGCCUCGUUCUGCGGUGGACCUUCCAGCUCCUCCUCCCUUGUUGCCAGAGGGCCCUCCGUGUCUUCCAUCCACGAAAACCAACAAGGCAUUCCCCGGGGAACACCGGGCUGCGAAAGGCAAGCACGGCGCCGAGAAGCGGGAGGCGGACGGAGACUGUCGGGCGGCGGGGAGUGACAAACUCGGCGAUUCCGCGGCAUCUGCAAAAAAGCAGACCUCGCGGGACGGCGCAACGACGAGUGCAUGCGGCGCUGAAAAGAAAGGCUCGGGCUACGCGCCCCUGCAGCCGGCGCCGUGGCAGGGUUCGUUGGCAGAUGACACUGCGCGCAAGAGGGGCGGGGAGGAUGCCAGGAGACGCGGGGAAAGGGUUAGAGACGAAGACGUGCGCUUCUCGGAACAUGAUGCCCAGCACGGCGCUGGCAGCGAGGCAGAACUGGGGGCCGAGGUCUGUGCCCCUGGCACGCUUGCGGCCUGUGGUUCAGGUGACCGCGGAGGGGCUCCUCUCUUGCGGUGUCCCGACUCCCUUGGGGAGGGGGAGUUCUUGUCGCUCUUGAAGGAUGGAAGAAACGAGGUUUUCGAGGGCGCAGCUGCGCAGGCGUCCGCGUAUGACCCCCACGAGGGGCGGGCCGACCGCGGCGGGGGGAUGGCAGAUCCUGCAGGCCCUCAGUUGCGAGGGGACGUCGCGGCAGCGAACUGCGGGAGCGCUUUGUGGAGCGGACAGGACGGCACGAUGCCUCGCCGAACCCGGGGGCCCCGGGGCGAGAGUACGAAGACCGGAGACCUGCCUGCGCUCAUGCAGGCGCCUCCGCCGCUUCUUCCGGGCGAACCGAUUCCCUUUCCGGGGCGGCCAUCGUGGUGGCAGACAGGCCAGAGUUCUGCGCCGUUUACUCACCUGGCUGGAAACGAGUUUGGCGGCGACGAUGCGUCUCUGCGCGGGCCGGAGCUCUGUGAGUCUGCGACGGGGUUUGGCUUCGACGAAGCCGACCCAAGCGCGGGGGGCGGCCGUCCCUCCUCCGGAGGCGCUGGGUCAGGAGGCACGGAGCCCCUGUGCCCGCACGUGUCGCACGCGCCUCUGCAGCGCGGGGAGGGUGGCAGUUCUCCAGGCUCGAUGGCGGCCAAGACGGCCUCGUCGAAUCCUUCCAGCACGUCCCCGCUGCUCCGGCCUGGCGGAGGGGGAUACCCACGCCACGCGCCGCUCCACCUCGGAGGACGGCGGCUGCCUGCAGGCACAUCGUUGACCGCUGCCGGGCAGGUUUGGCCGCGCGGAGCUCCACACGCGACUUACAACUCUGGGCGGGGUGUGCUUCCGCGCGCCGGCGAAGAAGACUCCGUCUUCGCUUCUCGUAGCGUGGGCGCGUCCGCAAUGGGGAGGCGAAACGGCGCAGCAGGGGGCGACUCGGCGCUCUCCUCAGGACCCCAUUCGGAGCCUUUGGGGGGCUACGGGCCGUCCGCAGGCGCGGCGUCAUUGCGGGGCGGCGCGGUUAGCGCGUUCUCUGGAGCUGGCAACCCGUCUCGAGGCGGUGACAGGCCCUUCGUUUCAGGUUCCUCGCAGCUGCCGAGAGACGGGAGUGGAGGGGCUGCCAAGUCUCUAGCCGCUCCGUCGCACGUUGCGAAUCGCCGCGGGAGCCAUGCGAGCCGAAACGGAGUCGCGCGCUUGUCGCAGAGACGAAACAGCAGAGGCGAAGACCAAGAAGACGUCCCGUCGAUGCCGUCGCCAGCGGGGGGAGCGACGCCGCGGGGGCCCAGUUGGCGAACGAUGUUUGGUCCGAACGAGGAGGAACAGCGACGGCGGUUAGCGACACAGAUGGUUUCAAGGAUCAGCGUCAAGUCCAUUCCAGAUUAUUUUAGCAUGCAGCUCGCUGCAAACCUCAGAGGCGCUUCUUUCGGGAGUGCAGCCGCCAUCCAAGCUGUUGCAGGGGGGUCAUCUGCGCUCCCGGCCUCCUCUGCGCCCCUCGGGGCCGGCUUUCUGUCUGUGAACCCUGCGGAGGGGUCGACCGGGCCUCUCCCGGCUCACGGGAUCGACGCCUUCAACGUGAGCUCGUAUGGCAUUGCCGCAGGCGAAUCCUCGGGUGGAGAGCGGAACGAUGUUUCGGGAGCGCGGGACGAGACGGCCAGUCAGGAUCCUGCGCAGCAUCCUCUCUCCGCUAUCUUUGGCGGAGGCAGCAUUCCCUGUGGGGCGUUUCCGCCAGUCAUUCCUCCUCGUCUUCUCGCGUCGCCCUCAGUCGGGCGAGCAGUGGCCAGUGUGCUGCAGGCGCAGCUGCCACCAGUGUCUCCCGUCAUGCAAGUCGCCCAGCGACACCUGGGCCUGAUUUCCCCAGGCAUAGAGCCGCAUUUCUUGGGGCAUGUCGCCGCGGGACUGGAAGUUGGCUUGACGAAACGAAGUCGUCCCACAGGCGCCUGUGGAGGUUCGCCGACAGCACGCAGUGGUGUUGAUGGCUCCCUGCAGGAUUUGUAUCUUCCUCCGUUGGCCGCGCACCCUGCGCUGGAUGCGGCGACUCCCGUGCCUUCCCCCACUUCUGCUGCCCUCGCGUCUCCGAAGGCCGCGAAGGGAGGAGAGAGAGAAGAGGGGCGGCAGGAAGACGCGCUGUCUCUCGCCUCGGCAGAGCAGGCCUUCGCCUCCAGAAGGCCCUUUGCAUUCAACCCUCAGGCUGCCGUCUUCCGGCCCUCCUGGGUCCCGGAGGUGGGGCGAAGUGACAGACAAGAAGAGGAGCCGCGCCGCCGCGAGAGCCACGAAAAGGUCAGCGCGCGGGAAGGCAGUGCAGCGAAGUAUGACGCAGAGAAAGACGCGAGGGCGCAUACAAGCCAAGAGAACGGCGAACACAGCGCACACUCCCGAGCAAGGCCGGCGAAGACCAGCUGCCAGGCGAAAGUCAGGGAGGGUGGCAAGCCUGCAUUGGCGCCUGCUCCAAAUGCUGUGCCGGCAGCGGCUCCAGGAACAAAACUCACAGAGUGCGCGGGGGGCGUGGCGGCGGGGAGCGAAGUCUUCGCAGAUUCCGAAGACGGGCGGGUUUGA